CUGUCAUAACCGAUCAUAAUUAUUUUGUAACCCUUUGAGGGAACUCUAUCCCUAGUUUUAGGACAGUGGAAAAGGCUCCAAAGUUAUGUUAGUGUUGCUAUUGUGUUUCACGUUUACUUCCGUUUAUUUAGCACUUGUAACUGGGUAGCCAGAGAUAGUCGGUCAGCUGGAUUGUAGUUGUGAGCUGCACCUUUCUGUGUGCGUAAAUGAGAAGAAUUUACAUCUGAAGGUGAGUCAGAACUGCACCAGCAAGUCCGAUGUGAAGUGUAUCUGUGAGGCUGGUUACAGAUGCACUGCCGCUGUGCCAUACUCAACAAACUGCAGAGACUGUGCCAAGAUCCAGGAAACAACCACAACUGGAUGGGACUUGUGCAAUGUUUUGUGAUUGUCUUGAUGUUAUCCGCACAGUGGGUGCUCUCCUCUCCAGUGACAGAUGGGAUCCGGUUAUACACUAUGGAUGGCAGAAGGUGUCAAAUGUGCCCUGCAGGUGAGUAUGAGAAGUCUUGUAACGAGUGUGAGCGAUGUCCUGCUGGAACCUACACAACUGACUGGAACCGAGAAGACAUCUGCCAUCGCUGCUACGGAGACUGCAGACCAGAUUUACAUCUGAAGGUGAGUCAGAACUGCACCAGCAAGUCCGAUGUGAAGUGUAUCUGUGAGGCUGGUUACAGAUGCACUGCCACUGUGCCAUACUCAACAAACUGCAGAGACUGUGCCAAGAUCCAGGAAACAACCACAACUGAAGUAGCAGCUGUUACCUCAGAUAAAGGUAAACACACAGCUUCCUCAACUUCCUCAGGACAGAGCAGCUCUUCCUCCAAACCCUGCACAUUUCCUGAGUGUGGCCCUCGGUCAGUCCCAAAGUCUACAACUGGCCCACAUCUUGAAACAGACAAGACGCGCAGUCAGCUGGCCGCCAUCUUGUGUCCAGUGGUUGCCAUGGGAUGCAUGGCUCUUGUAAUCCUGUUCUUUGUACGACGACCCGGAGAUGAAUCAUGUUUCAAGCAAGCUAUUGCAAAGCUACGCAACAAGGGAGGUAGAGAUGCUUCUCAUAAGCUGAAGGAGUCAACUCAUCAGUUCUCCAUAGACUCAUCCAGUGCAAAGCAGCAGUCGUCGUCAGUUUCAGCAGCCAAUCUGGGUCCAGUCCAUGUCCAUAAUCCUGGGACAGUCAUCUUCAGCUUGCUCAGUCAGUUUACAGGCCAGGUUGGUCCUACAAUUGAAGGUGGGAAGAUGGCCCAAAGAGGGAACAGCGAAGAGGAAGACGAGAGAGACUGUCCUGUGUUUCAUCCCACAUCCUCUCCCAGUAUUCAUCUCUCUGAGGAGGAGAGGAGCGGAGAGAUUGACAGCAUUUUCUUUCCCUCCCAGGAGCAGGGGAAGGACUGCCAUGUGUCCAAAGAGGAGGCACUAUGAUGCAUCGUGCAAAUAAACAAAGAUUUUUUGUUGGUGGUUACACUGCCAUCCA
Messenger RNA from Micropterus dolomieu (smallmouth bass), 1462 nucleotides. Its product is annotated as tumor necrosis factor receptor superfamily member 5. The transcript is spliced from 12 exons. Gene Ontology annotation, biological process: cellular response to tumor necrosis factor; positive regulation of transcription by RNA polymerase II; inflammatory response. NCBI's taxonomy places the organism in Eukaryota, Metazoa, Chordata, Actinopteri, Centrarchiformes, Centrarchidae. Gene Ontology annotation, molecular function: CD154 receptor binding; antigen binding. The record is from RefSeq and is a predicted model, not a curated record. Bases 289 to 1410 code for a protein of 373 amino acids. Gene Ontology annotation, cellular component: CD40 receptor complex; external side of plasma membrane.